AAUGCAACCAAAACCCUUUCUCUCUCUAGGGUUUUAUUCCUUGAAUCCUGCAUCAUUUCAUUUGCGACUCAUUGGAUCCUGUCGAAAGAAAUGAGCUUGUUUUUAAGAUUAAGGUAUCCUUUGCAUAAUGGGUGUUUUGGCAGAAAACCCUUUGAAUCUCAUAUUAUAACUCUCAAUGCUUUCAGCUCAAACAGAUUAUCUCGAAAUUUUAGUCAGCCCGCAAAGCAAGAACAAGAAGAUGAGGAAGAAGUUGAUAUUGAUCAAAGGAGACUCCCAGCCGACUAUGAUCCUUCUAAUUUCGAUCCCACUGAACACCGUAGCCCUCCAACGGAGCGUGUUUGGAGACUCGUUGAUGAAAUCUCUGGCCUUACUUUGUCUGAAAUUUCCGAGUUAGGCUCUAUUAUAAUGAAGAAACGUGGAAUGACCAAGCCGCCCACUGUGGGAGUCAUGAAGGGUGGUGCUGCUGUUGGCUUGGCUGGAAUGGCAACGAAAGCGACAGGUGGUGGGGCGGCGGCUAAGGAAGAGAAAAAACCAGAUAAGACUGUUUUUGAAUUGAAGUUGGAAUCAUAUGAAGCUGCCUCAAAGAUUAAAAUAAUAAAGGAGGUUAGGAGUUUUACUGAUUUGGGUCUCAAGGAAGCUAAGGACUUAGUUGAGAAAACACCCUCUGUCUUGAAAAAGGGUGUCUCAAAGGAAGAAGGUGAACAAAUAAUUGAGAAGAUGAAAGCUCUUGGUGCUAAAGUUGUUUUGGAAUGAACAUUUGAUGGAGAGCAAAGCAACAGGUACUUUUGGUUUUCACCUUGGGAUUUUAU
This is a messenger RNA of Durio zibethinus, 809 nucleotides long. RefSeq names its product large ribosomal subunit protein bL12m-like. Gene Ontology annotation, cellular component: mitochondrion; ribosome. The record is from RefSeq and is a predicted model, not a curated record. Gene Ontology annotation, biological process: translation. Gene Ontology annotation, molecular function: structural constituent of ribosome; mRNA binding. NCBI's taxonomy places the organism in Eukaryota, Viridiplantae, Streptophyta, Magnoliopsida, Malvales, Malvaceae.